AUGCGAUCAUAUUCAGUAGGGACUAAAUCCCAUCCCAGAGCUGCAAACUCCCAGAGCUGCAAACCCCCAGAGCUGCAAACUCCCAGAGCUGCAAACUCCCAGAGCUGCAAACCCCCAGAGCUGCAAACCCCCAGAGCUGCAAACUCCCAGAGCUGCAAACCCCCAGAGCUGCAAACUCCCAGAGCUGCAAACUCCCAGAGCUGCAAACUCCCAGAGCUGCAAACCCCCAGAGCUGCAAACUCCCAGAGCUGCAAACUCCCAGAGCUGCAAACCCCCAGAGCUGCAAACUCCCAGAGCUGCAAACUCCCAGAGCUGCAAACCCCCAGAGCUGCAAACUCCCAGAGCUGCAAACUCCCAGAGCUGCAAACCCCCAGAGCUGCAAACUCCCAGAGCUGCAAACCCCCAGAGCUGCAAACUCCCAGAGCUGCAAACUCGCAGAGCUGCAAACUCCCAGAGCUGCAAACUCCCAGAGCUGCAAACUCCCAGAGCUGCAAACUCCCAGAGCUGCAAACUCCCAGAGCUGCAAACUCCCAGAGCUGCAAACUCCCAGAGCUGCAAACUCCCAGAGCUGCAAACCCCCAGAGCUGCAAACUCCCAGAGCUGCAAACCCCCAGAGCUGCAAACCCCCAGAGCUGCAAACCCCCAGAGCUGCAAAGUCCCAGAGCUGCAAACUCCCAGAGCUGCAAACUCCCAGAGCUGCAAACCCCCAGAGCUGCAAACUCCCAGAGCUGCAAACCCCCAGAGCUGCAAACCCCCAGAGCUGCAAACUCCCAGAGCUGCAAACCCCCAGAGCUGCAAACUCCCAGAGCUGCAAACUCCCAGAGCUGCAAACCCCCAGAGCUGCAAACUCCCAGAGCUGCAAACCCCCAGAGCUGCAAACUCCCAGAGCUGCAAACUCCCAGAGCUGCAAACCCCCAGAGCUGCAAACCCCCAGAGCUGCAAACUCCCAGAGCUGCAAACUCCCAGAGCUGCAAACUCCCAGAGCUGCAAACUCCCAGAGCUGCAAACCCCCAG
Volvox carteri f. nagariensis is the source of this 1014-nucleotide messenger RNA. RefSeq lists its product as uncharacterized. The annotation marks the transcript as partial. Lineage: Eukaryota; Viridiplantae; Chlorophyta; Chlorophyceae; Chlamydomonadales; Volvocaceae. The record is from RefSeq and is a predicted model, not a curated record. The transcript has a single exon.